CAAGUGGAAGCUAAGGUGGAUAGGUCAAAACCACAGGUGGACAGCAGUAGACAGAAGUCCAGCAGAAUGACCAGUGUGCUCUGUGGCAGAGCGAGGCUGGUGACGUACCUGCCAGGGCUUCACACUCUGGUACGGCGUAUCGCUGGACUUAGACAUUUCUCAGGUGCUGGCUCCUCAGGAUCGGAUGAACCCCAUCUCAAUAUUACACCUCCUGCCAUGGGGACAAGGACUGUGUGGCCAGAUGAGGCCAUGGGCCCGUUUGGACCUCAGGACCAGCGCUUCCAGUUGCCAGGUAAUGUGGGUUUCGACUGUCACCUUAAGGGCACAGCAGAGCUGAAGACUGGCACCAACCACAGUACACUACCAGAUGUCCUCACCACCCCAUCCAGCAGUGAGAGGCAUGAGUUUGUCCUAGCCCAGUUUGUGAGCGAGUUCCAUAGGGAAGAUGAUCCCCAGUCAUCACAGAGAGUCGGCAAAGCAGACGAGUAUUUUGACAAAUCAAAUGUGGAAUGUGCAAUACAACCUUGCCCUGAGCUGUUAAAGAAUGAUUUUCAGGCAAUGUUCCCAGAAGCUCCAAGUAAUGGCAUGAUGGUUGUCACAGUGACGCAGAAGACCAAGAAUGAUAUGACUGGCUGGUGUGAGGAGGUUGAACAGGAAAGAGAGCACUUGCUGGCCAAUUUUGUUGCAGGAGCGAAGGAAAUUUGCUGUGCUCUCCAAAAAGAAGGUUUCUGGGCUGACUUCAUUGAUCCGUCCUCUGGCCUGGCUUACUUUGGGUCAUAUACAAACAACACCCUGUUUGAAACGGAUGAAAGAUACCGACAUCUGGGCUUUCAGAUUGAAGACCUUGGCUGCUGCAAAGUGAUUCGCCACAUCUUGUGGGGUACCCACAUUUUUGUGGGAACACUUUUCACCAACGCCCCACCUAACAGCCUUGUCAUGAAGAAGCUUCAAGGGGACUAGUGUACAUUGUGUUGCUCAAGAAUGUACUGGGAGAUUACAGCACUUAAACUGUGUCACCAUUGGCUGAUUUUUGUAAAGUGUAUCUAUAUAUUUUGGUGAAAAAGAUAAGAUAAUGUGUGACAUCAUGGGGGAGAGUAUAUUGUAUUAGUAGCAUAUUAUUCUUGUUUAAGAGGGAGCCAGUGAUCCUGACAUUUGCAGUUAAUACAAUCAACCGCAACAUUUAGGUUCUUUCCAUGAGACCUAAAACACAGCGCUGACUGUCAAGCCAACUGCCUGUGUAAUUGAACUCAGCACCAGGACAGUGACGGUGACCUCAGAGCAGGGAUAUCUGCGGUCAGAAAACUGACCGUUUUUCCCCUCAUAUUGCCUUUCCACUUGAAUUCAGACCUCAGAAAAUAAACCCUUGUAGUCUGUUGUAAGAGAUUUUUGGACCUUCCCUGACAUUUCUCGUAUACAGCAGUCAUGGAUUAAAUAAUUUCACUGAUUUUAAUUCAGUUUAGACAGAAGCAGAUGCCUAAACCACUGUCACUGUGUGAGAGUGUUAUAAGCUAUGUCAAUGUGUUCAGCUUGCAUUAAAUCAAAAAGACAGUUUA
Messenger RNA from Chanos chanos (milkfish), 1553 nucleotides. It is a transcript of the gene mmadhcb, whose product is annotated as metabolism of cobalamin associated Db. The coding region runs from base 67 to 960 and encodes 297 amino acids. NCBI's taxonomy places the organism in Eukaryota, Metazoa, Chordata, Actinopteri, Gonorynchiformes, Chanidae. The record is from RefSeq and is a predicted model, not a curated record. Gene Ontology annotation, cellular component: mitochondrion. Gene Ontology annotation, biological process: cobalamin metabolic process. The transcript is spliced from 8 exons.